Molecule: messenger RNA, 3489 nt
Organism: Cucumis sativus (cucumber)
Lineage: Eukaryota; Viridiplantae; Streptophyta; Magnoliopsida; Cucurbitales; Cucurbitaceae
Product: probable LRR receptor-like serine/threonine-protein kinase At1g06840
Exons: 21
Coding region: 125-3193 (1022 amino acids)
Biological process (GO): protein phosphorylation
Molecular function (GO): protein binding; ATP binding; protein kinase activity
Source: RefSeq, a predicted model, not a curated record
AAACUUCACUGAGAGAGAGAGAAUCUGUGAUGGUUUUGGUUGUUGCUGUCAAUGGCUGAGGUCUGUUGUGAAGCAAAAUCUCAAAAUUAUUAGUAAAUUGGAAGCGCCAACCAAACCCUCCACAAUGCUUUUUCUUUCUUUCUCGUCGCUUUCCCCUUUCAUCAUUUACCCUCAUCUUCAAAUUCACUAUCUUCUUCUUCUUCUUCUUCUUCUUCCAUUUUUCUUCUACUCCAUCUUCAAAUUCACUCUCUUCUUCCUGUUUACCAACAGGGUUUCUGACGAACACUUUGAUUUGGGUUUCAUUCUGCUUCCUUCUCCCACAGGAGUUCGUUUGUUUGAUUGUGAUGCUGUUUGGGAGCUAAUUGCUAGAUGCCGUCGAUGUGGAGGGAUUGUGUGUGCGUGUUUCUGCUCUUGUGCUGUUCAUCCAUACUUCUUACUGGUGCUGCUCAAACAGAGCCAUCUGAUGCUUAUCAGUUGGAGUAAAGGAGAUCCUUGCAAAGAUAAUUGGAUUGGAGUAGUAUGUUCUGGUGGAGCUGUCGGGAACUUACGUGUCAAAGAAAUCCAGCUAUUGAAUAAAAACCUAUCUGGCAAUUUAGCUCCUGAGAUCAGUCAAUUGUCAGCGCUUGAGAAGUUAAAUUUCAUGUGGAAUGACCUAACUGGUUCAAUUCCAAAGGAGAUUGGCAGUAUGGUGUCGCUGAAACUUUUACUCCUAAAUGGAAAUAAGCUAUCUGGUUCUCUUCCGGAUGAGCUUGGUAAUCUUGUAAAACUCAUCCGGUUCCAAAUAGACGAGAAUCGAAUUUCAGGGCCUAUCCCAAAAUCAUAUGCUAACUUGGCCAGUCUGAAGCACCUCCACUUCAAUAACAACACACUAAGUGGUGAAAUUCCAUCUGAGCUUUCCAAAUUACCCAAGCUUAUUCACAUGCUUGUAGAUAACAAUAAUUUGUCGGGUUCUCUGCCACCAGAACUUUCGACCAUGCCAAUGCUACUUAUUCUGCAACUUGAUAGCAACAACUUCGAUGGGGAAAUUCCAGCAUCUUAUGAAAAUUUUCCUGAAUUAGUGAAAUUAAGUCUAAGGAAUUGCAGUUUGAAGGGGCCGAUUCCUAAUUUUAGCAAGUUAGCAAACCUCAGUUACUUAGAUCUUAGCUGGAACCAUUUUACUGGACUCAUACCCCCUUACAACCUCUCUUCUAGAAUGACAACAAUAAUUUUGUCAAACAACCAGCUGAAUGGAUCAAUACCCAGAAGUUUCUCCAAUCUCCCUAUCCUCCAGAAACUGUCACUUGAGAAUAACUUUCUGAAUGGUUCUGUACCUUCUGCUCUAUGGGAGAAAAUGUCCUUCGAUUCAAGUGACCGACUUACACUCGAUCUUCGGAACAAUUCGUUUUCUGACAUUUCUGGAAGCACAAACCCUCCUGCUAAUGUCACCCUAAGGCUUGGAGGGAAUCCAAUCUGCAAAAUUUUGAGCGGACAAAACACUGACAAGUUCUGUAAGUCAAAAAAUGUAGAGGAUGGGCUUCAUAGAAGUUCAAGGAGUUCCAGUAAAACAUGUCCAGUUAGCAGUUGUCCAACUGACAGUUUCUUUGAAUUAGUGCCAGACACUCCUGACCCAUGUUUUUGUGCAUCACCCCUUGGGAUUGGAUAUAGGCUGAAAAGUCCAAGUUUUUCCUACUUUCCUCCAUAUGUGAAUUCAUUUGAAGCGUAUCUGUCUAAGGAACUCAGUUUGGUGAAGCAUCAAUUGUUAAUUGAUUCGUACGAUUGGGAGGGUUCUCGCUUGAGGAUGUAUCUGAAGAUUUUUCCAUCAUUCGAUAGUGGUACUCAUAAAUUGGAUGUAAAUGAGACAUUUCUAAUUACAGAGCAAUUUAUGUCGUGGAGUUUUACCCGUAAUAACGUGUUUGGCCCAUACGAGCUUCUCAACUUCACAUUCCCUGACCAUUUUCAGACUGUCAUUUUCCAGACAGAGAAGAUGGGCAUUAGUACGGGCGCUACAGUUGGCAUUAUAGUUGGAUCUGUUUUUUGUAUUCUUGCGAUCGUUGCAGUUACUGUACUUCUGUUCACUAGGCAUUCUAGAUACCGUCACAACUUGUCAAGGAAAAAUCUCUCUUCAACUAUUAAUCUGAAAAUUGAUGGUGUAAAAGCAUUUUCAUUCAAGGACCUGCAAUUGGCUACUGGAAAUUUCAACCAAUCAAGUCAAGUUGGCCGAGGAGGUUAUGGCAAGGUCUAUAAAGGCAUACUAUCAGAUAAUUCCGUUGUAGCCAUCAAGCGUGCAGAAAAAGGAUCCUUACAAGGCCAAAAAGAAUUUUUGACUGAGAUAAAACUCUUAUCACGGUUGCAUCACCGAAACUUAGUAUCCCUAAUAGGAUAUUGUGAUGAAGAAGGGGAACAAAUGCUGGUGUAUGAGUUUAUGCCGAAUGGAACUUUGCGGGACUGGCUUUCUAGUUUUGAAUUUUCAGAUCAAAGUACAUCAACAGUAAGUCUGAAUUUUCGUAUGAGAUUACGAAUUUCACUGGGUUCAGCUAAAGGUAUACUGUAUCUCCAUACUGAAGCAAAUCCUCCUAUAUUUCACCGAGACAUCAAAGCUAGAAACAUACUUCUCGAUGCUAAGUUCACGGCUAAAGUGGCUGAUUUUGGAUUGUCACGUCUUGCUCCUGAUCUAAAUUACGAGGGGGACGUUCCUGGACAUAUAUCUACUGUUGUGAAGGGUACCCCUGGUUAUCUUGAUCCAGAGUACUUUUUAACCCAUAAACUGACAGACAAAAGUGAUGUCUAUAGCCUAGGAGUUGUAUUCUUGGAGCUCUUAACGGGCAUGCACCCUAUUCAGCACGGCAAAAACAUUGUCCGUGAGGUAAAAUUGGCUCAUCAAAUGGGAACAGUUCUUUCAAUUGUAGACUCAACGUUGGGUUCUUUUGCACCUGAUUGUUUAGAGAGGUUUGUUGCUUUAGCCAUCAGUUGUUGCCAUGACAAUCCCGAUGAACGGCCGUCCAUGCUGGUUGUGGUAAGGGAGUUGGAGAACAUAUUGAACAUGAUGCCUGACGAUAGUGGCGCAUUGUAUUCAGACUUGUCAACAAAAUCAAGUGCCAGACUUCCAUCCUCACCGACAUCAACGUCUGGCUUCAGCCGAGAUCAUUUUGCAUCGGGAAGCAUUUCAGGGAGCGAUCUUGUCAGUGGUGUCAUGCCAACCAUCAGACCUCGGUGACAUCUUGUUUGGCUUCUGCUUGAUGCUUGUUAGUUCAUAGUUGUGUAACCAUGUUCUUUUGAAUCUGAAUCUGUUUAGCCAAUGUUUCUGAUACUAAGUAGUAGGAUUCAUAGGAAAGAGGCCUCUUCAAAACUAGGAAGAGUAAAGAGAGUUCUGAUUUUUACUCAUUAUAUAUGUAUAUUUAAAAUUGAAGAAAGCGCGAAAAGCGUUAAAUUUGCAUUUUGAAUUGAAAAUUGACUCGUAUUGUACAGAUGAUGAUUGGAAUGUAAGAUAUCGAAGAAAGUAUUUAUCCUAAA